AUCGGCCAAUGCAAAUGUCAAGAACAUUGCAUUACAAGUAACAAAAAAAUUGCCAUUACUGCACAUAUUUGUAAAAGUAUAGUACAUAUAUUGAUCAGAGAGUAUUGACAAUUGAAAAUAGAAAAAAACGGUAAUAAAUCCAAAUAAAGUAAAUGAAAAAUGAGAUUUGAAUCUUUAAAGCCGAGCUAGUGCGUUUAGAAUAGCUGCAAUCGACGGUGAUUAAUUCGUGUUUAGAUCUAGUCAUUUUUUACGAUUUAACGAGGACGGGCAAUACGGAGUCGCUUGCAUAAUAGUCGAACCUGAAUUAUCCCUUUAUAGUAUAGCCAGAAAUGCCGCUGGAUUCUGGCGUGGUAAGUGGUUCAGGGGGAAAGCAAGUUACUGCGACAGGAUGCAUUUGUGGUGCAGUUGGAGGAACACAAACGGUAGUGGUAAAUCCUGCGGUGUCGGCUAUAGUAGGGGUUGGUAACACGGCUGCAGCUGGUAAACAACUUUCGGCAAAAAAAUCACUUAAGUUGUCCAGUUUGACUGAUGAUAUGUUAGGACCACCUUCGGCUACCGGAAGUCAUCAUGAAGAGCCAUUUAGAGCUCGACUGCAUCAACUUUUUUCUCAGAUUGAAAAAGAAUUUGAAUUGUUGCACGCGGAGAAUUUAAGCUUACAAGAAAAGUUAGAAGCCGUGGCUGGGACUCCUCGAGAUUCGACAGGUGGAGAUCGUCUAUUGCCAUUGCAGGAUUCCUAUGAAGCAGAUGGAGUCGUCAAUAAGAGUUUCAAAUCUAAGCUAGGCAGCACGGGAAAUAAAGUUAAGGCUAGUCACAAGAUUCGAGCUCAAACCAGCAGGAUUGUAUCGAGUUUCAAGGCACAAUCGGUAGUUAGUUCAUUGGUACGAGAAUUUUGUGGUCACAAAGAUGGAGUAUGGCAGGUUAGCUCGAAAACAGGUCAACCGAUUAUUGGAACUGCUUCGGCAGACCAUAGUGCAUGCAUAUGGGGAAUUGAUACAGGACGCUGUAUGUUGCAAUAUCAAGGUCACAGUGGAUCGGUAAACUCGAUAAAGUUUCACCAAAGCAGAGAUCUUGUACUAACUGGAAGUGGUGACGCAACAGCUCACAUUUGGCAGGCAGUCGUGAAUUGGGAAGUACCAGCAAGAAAGGGACAUUCCUCCGAAGAGGAACUGGACGAAGAAGAUGAACCUUAUGAGGAAAAAGAACGAAUUGACGUUUUGAGAACGCCAAUAUGCGAGUUUUCGGGUCCAGGUGGACACACUUCGGUGAUCGUUGCCGCAGAUUGGCUCCCUGGAGGCGACCAGCUUAUUACAGCUAGCUGGGAUCGAACAGCCAUUUUGUGGGAUGUGGAGACACGCGAACCGUUGCAACCUCUUUGCGGACAUGAUCAUGAAUUAACGCAUGCUUCGGCACAUCAGAGUCAACGCUUGGUGGUGACAGCUUCGAGGGAUUCGACCUUUCGUCUGUGGGAUUUCCGUGAUCCGAUUCCUGCGGUGUCUGUUUUCCAAGGCCACACUGAAAGUGUCACUUCUACCGUAUUCACGCGUGACGAUAAGGUUGUUUCCGGAUCGGAUGAUCGAUCGGUAAAGGUAUGGGAAUUGCGAAACAUGCGCUCAGCAUUGACUACCAUUCGAACGGAUUCGGCUGUGAAUCGGCUUGCCGUUUCAGCUGGCGGGGUUAUUGCUAUUCCACAUGAUAAUCGUCACAUAAGACUGUUCGAUUUGAAUGGGCAGCGAAUUGCGCGGUUACCUCGCACCAGCCGUCAGGGACACCGGCGAAUGGUUUCAUCUGUUGCUUGGACUGAAGACAUUAAUUCCACUUGCAAUCUUUUCUCUUGCGGAUUUGACCGACGUGUGCUUGGUUGGGGCGUCUGUUUGCCACCCAAAGAAAACUAAUUCAAAACAUAUGUAAGCGUGAUAAAUUGGACAUGAAGGGAACAUAUUGUUAGGUUUUGUUAGAGUCUUGUGAAUAACAAGAAUGGAAAAUAUCUCUCACUCGGAGAAUCGUUUCCGGUUUUCUAUCGCAUGGAAUAAUUUUGCAAGUUUUUGUUUACAAACAAUGAUGCGGCUACUUGGUAACAGUUAUGAAAAAGAAUCAUUGAAGAUUAUUUCAGGAAGAUCAAUGCAGAAAUUUUCGCUUUUUGAAAACAAAAAUUUUUCACAUAUUUUUAUGCUAUGCGUUGUUUGUCAUGAUAUUCAACAUUAAAUGGAUUAUAUCAUAAGAUGCCUCUGACAAUGCUAUAAAAUUGGACUCGUAAUCAUGAUAACGCUUUUCUAACAUUUUUAUAAAAAAAAACUCAUUUUGUGAGUCAUAUAUCUUCUAAGCCCCCUGAUAUCGUUGGAAAGUAUUAAACUAGCCUCUCGAUUAUUCUCUAUUGUAUUUUUUGGCGAAAGGCUCCAAGUAUAAGGCGAUUCAAAUCUCAAUGCAUGUACUCCAAAGACAUUACAGAACAAAUUUUCUGAAAGACAUUCGUUUAAAAAAACUGUGUAGUGCCUAUAUCAGAUUUCUACAUCUAGCAGCCAAUAGGAAAUUCCGCCUUUAUUCACAUUACACUUAUUCAAAAGAAGAAAAUUAGUCGCUUGAUUUGCGCGUGGUGUACUUGUACAGAUACGGAUCUGCGAAACAAAACAGACGAAACAAACAAACGCUAGUAAUCGCAUGUAAAAAAUGUUCACUACAGGUUCUGCUCAAAGCUGUCGGAAGCGAUAGAGAAUCGGUUUCGACUCACUUCUGAUAAAUCAUCGCUCAAAUGUUUUUCCUCUGUGCUGGAAUUUGAAGUAUAAUCAUUUUAAAGAUUCACAGCUAGACCCCAUAGAAUGCAUAUUUUUAGGAAUUUAAAAACGUUUUACAGUUUUACUUCUGCCAGUUGUCAUUCACUGGCAGCUACCUAUUUUAACCUUUAACAAUUUGCCUAGCCGAGGUUGGGGCGCGGUACUGUAUCUGCCGCUGGAUUUGUUAACUAAAUGUUAUUUUAAUUCCCACAAAUGACGAUAAUUUACAUUUGUAUAUUUUCCUGAAUUAUUGGAUUUUCUAAUCGUUGUGUGAAUCUUGAAAAGAUUGAUUUAUAAUUUACAACAAAUUUCAGGAGAGUAUAUCAAUGAAACCUGACGGAUAUAACAAUACUGUAACCCUUCCAUGCAUGUUAUGUGAAACAUAUUGAUCUGUUUGUAUUAUAACUACGUAUGAAAGAAUGUUAUUUUUUAUUGAAUAAUUGUUGUUAAUUUGGUUAACAGAGAUCUUACUGAUCCGUACGUUAUUUCGAUUGUUUACGGUAACUAGCUUGUAAUAUUAUCAUGAUAAAACAAACUAAUCAGUCAACUGAGGCGGUUGGAAUUUAACUGUAUUUCUUGUGCAGGCAUAGUAGUACAUAAAUGUCAUUUAUUUCUGUGCUGUACGUUGUAAGGGUUUAUCAAUUACAAUGCAUUUGAAUGAAGGUUAAAACAGAAUCUCACCACUAUUGUAAGGAUUCUCGAAUAGUGUAACAGUGUACGGAAGCCUUGUGGAGUUGGGCACUUUAUUGCACUGAGCACAAAUCCAAUGAAAUCAGGAUAAACUGCCUUUGUAACAAUAUAUGUACAGUUUUACUCUUUUAAUAACACUUACUCAUGAGCAUAACAGGUUUUAAAAUGUGGCGUACAGGCGAUGUAUUGGAGCAUAGGCUGGAUCCGUUCUAGUUUAAUGUGAAAAGCUCUGUGAUUUUAUGAAUGCUCUUUUUCAAUCUAGGUUGCUAUAUGCAUGACCAUACGUGCAAAAUACUUGUUUCACCUUACAUUUACAUUACAAUGAAAAGUUAAACUUUUAAGCAUAUAUCUUGGUGUUAUUAGACAUAGAGUUCAAGUGUUUAGGGUGAACUGAAGGGAUUUUAUGCAAUAUAUUGUUUAAAGCGGCAACGGUGUCAGGCUCGAGUUGCUUGCUGGAUAUUUACUACUUUCUUUACAAGUAUCAGAUGUCGUACAACUUCAGAGGAAAAUAGCCCGACUAUUCAAAGUACCAAAUAAUAUAAACAAAUUGCGAAAAUAAAAUAUCGGUGGAAUCAA
This is a messenger RNA of Wyeomyia smithii (pitcher-plant mosquito), 4034 nucleotides long. RefSeq names its product WD repeat-containing protein 37 (gene Wdr37). Lineage: Eukaryota; Metazoa; Arthropoda; Insecta; Diptera; Culicidae. The transcript is spliced from 3 exons. Gene Ontology annotation, cellular component: preribosome, large subunit precursor. Gene Ontology annotation, molecular function: protein binding. Bases 330 to 1892 code for a protein of 520 amino acids. The record is from RefSeq and is a predicted model, not a curated record.